Molecule: messenger RNA, 812 nt
Organism: Humulus lupulus (European hop)
Lineage: Eukaryota; Viridiplantae; Streptophyta; Magnoliopsida; Rosales; Cannabaceae
Exons: 4
Coding region: 40-750 (236 amino acids)
Source: RefSeq, a predicted model, not a curated record
UUGUUUGAUAUUGGGCGUGCUAGAUAUGGAGAAGGGCAUAUGCCUGGGAUCUUGAGAGGCAUUAAUACUUCGUGUGCUAAAAAGUAUUCUGACUGGAAGUACGAUAUUAAAGAGCAUUUAACGAUUAAUGGGCCACAAAAUCGUUAUGGUGGUUGCACGGAUACGCAGUGGCAAAAAGCAAUUGAUUUUUUCCGACGCCCAGAAAUUACGAAACGUUCUGUGGUCAACAAGGAAAAUAGAAGGAAACUGAAAGAGCUUAGCUAUGGAGGUUCUCAGUCAAUCCCAGCCUUACGCUAUAAAAAGCGCAAUUUAGAGACUGGGCAACUUGAGUCCAUCCCGGAUAGCUGGAUGGAUACUCACCAUAAAUCAGGCACAGGGUGGGUGACAGAGACAGCCAAAAAUACUUGGGAGGAAUUGCGUGCAUACCGCGACACACAGCAGACACAGGCAACUGAUACUGAGAGUUCCACACCAGUUUCGAGUGCGCCUGAAGAUGAAGACAUAUCUUUGGUACAAAAUGUCUUCGGAAAACGACGGGGCCACCAGAAAGGAUAUGGACGUAUCCUUAACAUAAGGGACCGAACUCCAUUUGAUUUUCGUCCUUCACAAACUAGAGAUGAAGAGUUGUCUGAGAUGAGAGAGCGUCUUCGACAGUUAGAGGAGCAUGUCCGGACUCAUUGUAUCACCCCGGGAUCUCAAUCUGCCCCACCACCACCCGAUGAUCCCGAUGUUGGAGCACCGACUCAGUAGGACUUAUGUAUGAAUUUUAUUACAAUUGACUAUUACAUUAUCAUGUUUAAGACAAGUCUUUA